AUGGUAUUGAUUACAAGAUAUUUACCAUCGACUAUUGAAAACAAUAGACCAUCGUUGGAAGGAGUUCAAUCGAAAGAACAGAUUGUCGAUGCAGUUCUACAUAAUACUACAGUGGGACUGAUCAAUCAGCUGAUGGUGCUGGCCGAUCACGCCAAUAGCAUCUUCAGUGGCUUGGCAGCGGAAACAUCACAGGUCACUGCACGUCUCAAUAAAUUGAAUGGUCGUCUCGACCCGUUGAUCCAGAUGGUCAACCAGGUUGAAUCGUAUCAUCAACGCACCAGCAUCGAUACGAUGAACAGUCGUCCACGUGCCGAAUACCACGCGGAAAACCCAGAGAAAUCACAGUUGUUCACACACGCCUCUGUGCCACAGAGCGUCACACUCGUCUACAAUGAAAAGUGCUAUCCACCACCCAGCUUGCACCUAUUGGAUCCCUACAUGGACGAGGGACAACACUCGCUGAAACUCUACACCAAUCCCGACUUUUUCAUUGACGAGUGGAUCGCCGAGAUGCAAAAGCAGCGUGAGGAAGCGCGUCAACGUCGUCGUGAGCGUAAGGAAGCACGUCUCAGAAAGAAGGGUGAAAAGGGUGACGCCCAAGCCGAAGUGAAAAAGGUGAAGCGUUUGCACAAGGUUCGUUACGAUCCGGUCACAGGUGAGAAAAUUUUGAUUCCUGUAGAUGGCGCGCCAUCGCCCGCCGCACCGUCUACGUCACUCGCAUCACCAUCGACACCACCCACACCAGUCUCACAUUCAUUCCCACCACCACCCCCAAUCAAUAAUAACAGCUAUCCAUCACCACCACCCAUUGGCUUGUCCAGUUCAGUUCCACCACCACCCAUCAACAAUAAUUAUCGCGUUCCACCACCACCCAUCGGUGUUUCCACCCCACCUCCAGCCAUGCCAAGUCACCGUCCUCAGUCGGUGUACGGACAGCCACAGCCACCCGGCAACAUUCCAACUUCAUACGCACCAGCACCAGCUCCACCACCCCCACCUCCAGUCAACACCAACGCGCCAGCUCCACCACCCCCACCUCCCAUGGCAGCCAAAUCCGGUUUGGCCGCUGCACUCGAAGGUGCCUCCCUCAGACCAGCCGAAACCAAGCCAAAGGCUGCCGAUGCUCGUUCCGAUCUUCUCUCGUCAAUUGUCGCCGGUAUGUCAUUGAAACCAGCUGAAGAGCGUAAGAUUCCAGAGGCACAACAACAAGUUAAAACUGAAGCAGUUAGCGUCGCCGACAUUCUCGCAAGAAGAAUUGCAUGGGCUCCUUCAGACUCUGAAGAUGAUGAUGACUCUGACGAUGAUUCUGAUUGGGAUUAA
Messenger RNA from Heterostelium album PN500, 1320 nucleotides. RefSeq names its product Scar1 (gene scrA). The record is from RefSeq and is a predicted model, not a curated record. Gene Ontology annotation, molecular function: protein kinase A regulatory subunit binding; actin binding; Arp2/3 complex binding. Gene Ontology annotation, cellular component: SCAR complex; cytoskeleton. Gene Ontology annotation, biological process: actin cytoskeleton organization; positive regulation of Arp2/3 complex-mediated actin nucleation. NCBI's taxonomy places the organism in Eukaryota, Evosea, Eumycetozoa, Acytosteliales, Acytosteliaceae. The transcript has a single exon. Bases 1 to 1320 code for a protein of 439 amino acids.